CUGGAGUCAAGUUGCUUUUGGAGAGCGUGAAGAUAAUCCGUUUCAGCUGCGUAGAGGAUCAGACAGUCACAUAAAUGCAGUAUCUAAACGUAAAAGAAGAUUGCAAAGCCAUGGCUUUCUGUGCAAAAAUGAGGAGCACGAAGAAGAGCGAAGUAAACCUGGAAGCUCAGCAUCAGGGUUUGGAAAUACAUUUCUACCUGCAAGAUAAAAAUCCCAUUUGUUACACCAGUGGCGAGUUCACCUCAGAGGAGCUGUGCAUUGAAGCUGCCCAGAAGUGUUCUGUAUCUCCUCUCUGCCAUAAUCUCUUCGCGCUGUAUGAUGAAAACAAAAAACUCUGGUAUGCACCAAACAAGGUCUUUAAGAUAGAUGAAAAAACAUCCCACCGGCUCCAUUAUCGAAUGAGAUACUACUUCACAAACUGGCAUGGGACUAGUGAAAGUGAACCCUCGGUGUGGAGGCACUCGCCAAGGAAGGCAAAGAGCUCUUACGAGAAGAAGACAAUGCCAGAAGGAACCCCUAUACUUGAUGCAAACUCAUUAGAAUACAUCUUUGCACAGGGUCAGUAUGACUUAGUGAAAGGCCUGGCACCAAUCCGUGAUCCUAAAAAUGAUCAAGAGGUUCAUGAAAUCGAAAACGAAUGCCUGGGGAUGGCUGUCCUUGCCAUCUCUCACUAUGCCAUCAAGAAAAACGUGAAGCUUCCAGAGCUUCCCAAAGAUAUCAGUUAUAAGCUUUAUAUUCCUGAAACGUUGAACAAGACGAUCAGACAGAGGAACUUCUUAACCAGGAUUCGGAUAAAUAAUGUUUUCAAGCAUUUCCUUAAAGAGUUUAACAACAAAACCAUUUGCGACAGUAGUGUGUCUCCACGGGAUCUGAAAGUGAAAUACUUAUCAACAAUGGAGACCUUGACUAAACAUUAUGGAGCAGAAAUUUUUGAGACUUCGUUUUUGCUGAUUUCAUCUGAGAAUGAAAUCAAUCGAUUUAAUUGUGGAGACAACGAGAACCCUCAAGUAUAUGAAGUCAUCGUAACGGGAAACAACGGAAUUCAGUGGAGGCUCAAGCCAAAUUCUGUACAGACGGAGAAAGAGAAGAAGAAAAAAUCUGACAGCAAAAACAAAAAGGAUGAAGAAAAACACAGAAUUCGAGACUCAUGGAACAAUUUUUCCUAUUUUCCUGAAAUCACCCACAUUGUCAUCAAGGAGUCUACAGUCAGCAUUAACAAACAGGAUAAUAAAAGGAUGGAAUUAAAGCUGUCCUCACACGAUGAGGCCCUGUCGUUUGCGUCAUUGAUCGAUGGAUAUUUCAGACUCACAGCAGACGCCCACCAUUACCUCUGCACAGACGUGGCUCCCCCCCUCAUUGAGCACAACAUAAAAAACGGAUGCCACGGACCCAUUUGCACGGAAUAUGCCAUCAACAAGCUGCGGCAGGAGGGGAACGAAGAGGGAAUGUAUGUGCUGAGGUGGAGCUGCACCAACUUCAACCACAUCCUCAUGACAGUGACUUGUUUCGAAGGCUCAGAGCAGAUGAUAAAUAAUUCAAUCCAGUACAAGAACUUCCAGAUCGAGGUGAAGAAAGGCGGGUACUUCCUACAUGGUUCAAACAAGUCUUUCUCCUCCUUAAAAGAGCUGAUGGAUCACCUGAAAGGACAAAUACUUCGGACAGACAACAUAAGCUUUACACUGAAGAGGUGCUGCCAACCCAAACCAAGAGAAAUCUCCAACUUGCUUGUUGCAACCAAGAAGGCGCAGGAAUGGCAGCCCGUUUACCACCUGGGGCAGCUGAGUUUCCACCGAAUCCUCAAGGAAGAAAUCAUCCAGGGAGAACAUCUUGGCAGAGGGACGAGAACACAGAUUUACUCAGGGAUUCUCAACUACAAAGACGAUGAGAAUGAAGGCUAUCAGAAUGAAAAAGAGAUUAAAGUCCUCCUCAAAGUCUUGGACCCCAGCCACAGAGACAUUUCUUUGGCCUUCUUCGAAACGGCAAGCAUGAUGAGGCAGGUGUCUCACAAGCACAUCGUCCUCCUCCACGGCGUCUGCGUCCGUGACGUUGAAAAUAUCAUGGUUGAGGAGUUCGUUGAAUUUGGGCCUCUGGAUCUCUUCAUGCAUCGGAAGAGUGAAGUUCUGACAACUCCCUGGAAAUUCAAAGUUGCCAAGCAACUGGCAAGCGCGCUGAGCUACUUGGAGGAUAAGGAUUUGGUGCAUGGAAAUGUGUGUACUAAAAACAUCCUCCUGGCAAGAGAGGGAAUUGACACGGAAUAUGGUCCUUUCAUCAAGCUGAGCGACCCAGGAAUACCCAUAACUGUGCUGUCCCGGCAAGAAUGUGUGGAGCGAAUCCCCUGGAUUGCGCCCGAGUGCGUGGAAGACUCCAAGAACCUGAGCGUUGCAGCAGAUAAGUGGAGUUUUGGUACAACCCUGUGGGAAAUCUGCUAUAACGGGGAAAUACCGCUGAAAGACAAGACGUUGGCAGAGAAGGAGAGGUUCUACGAGGGGCAUUUCGUGUUGGCGACGCCGUCGUGCAAGGAACUGGCCGACCUGAUGAAACAGUGCAUGAACUACGACCCCCACCAGAGACCCUUCUUCAGAGCCAUCAUGAGGGACAUCAACAAACUGGAGGAACAAAAUCCCGACAUCGUCUCGGAGAAGAAACCUGUGACGGAGGUCGAUCCCACUCUCUUUGAAAAGCGAUUCCUGAAGAGAAUCCGUGACCUGGGGGAGGGCCACUUUGGCAAGGUUGAGCUCUGCAGAUACGACCCAGAAGGUGACAACACCGGGGAGCAAGUGGCGGUGAAAUCGCUGAAGCCGGAGAGCGGAGGGAAUCACAUCGCUGACCUCAAGAAGGAAAUAGAAAUCCUGAGGAAUCUUUAUCACGAGAACAUCGUCAAAUACAAGGGAAUUUGCACAGAAGAUGGAGGAAGUGGGAUUAAACUCAUCAUGGAAUUUCUUCCUUCUGGGAGCCUGAAGGAGUAUCUCCCGCGGAACAAGAACAAAAUCAACCUCAAGCAGCUUCUCAGAUACGCGGUUCAGAUCUGCAAGGGAAUGAACUAUUUGGGCUCCUGUCAGUACGUGCACCGUGACUUAGCAGCAAGAAACGUCCUUGUGGAAAGCGAGAACCGAGUGAAGAUCGGAGACUUCGGUCUCACCAAGGCCAUCGAGACCGACAAGGAGUACUACACCGUCAAGGACGACCUCGACAGCCCUGUCUUUUGGUACGCCCCGGAGUGCCUGCUCCAGAGUAAAUUCUACAUCGCCUCGGACGUCUGGUCGUUCGGGGUGACGCUGUACGAGCUGCUGACCUACUGUGAUUCCGAGGCCAGUCCCAUGGCAGAGUUCCUGAAGAUGAUCGGCCCCACGCAGGGACAGAUGACGGUGGCUCGGCUGGUGCGAGUCUUGCAAGAAGAGAAGCGUUUGCCGCGGCCGCCCAACUGCCCAGAGGAGGUGGACCAGCUGAUGAGGAAGUGUUGGAUAUUCAAGCACGAUGAACGGACAACCUUUCACAAUCUGAUUCAAGGAUUUGAAACAAUUAUGAGUAAAAUGUAAUGAUUUAUUUUUUUUUUUUUAUACCGUCAGUACUUUGCGUGUCAAAAUAUAAAUGCCCACGGCCUGUCGUUUUUUUUAACUACUGUAAUUUGUACUCUGACUGUGCUACUGUGUUUAAAGGAUUCUUUUUCCAACAGUUUUCCUUUUUAAUUUUAGUCAACAGUUGGAUGGACUGAAUUAAAAGGUAUGGCAGGAACCAAUCGCUUCAACUCCUUUUGCUGCCGUCACCCCAAAGCAGUUUUAUCUUACUUUUCCCCGCUGACGGUCUCCGCGCAAUUAGAGCGACCCUGCUAAUUGCCAGGGGCAGGCUCCUGGGAUAAGGGCACCAGGGGCCAUGAGAGGACUUGACACAGCAAUUUAAUAAUUUUGAUGGGGUUUUGAGAAAAAGUUUGCCUGCAGGUAUAUCCUUCCCGUGCAAUUAAAUUGUAGAAAGAACAAAAAUCCACAACUCUGGCAUAAAAAAAGCCAGAUAAGAGAAAAAAAAAAAAACACCUCGUUUUAACGAGGCUGCAGUUCUGAGCUCUUGGAUGUUUUUGAAAAUAAUAAUUAAAAAAAAGCUUUACUGGGCUGCUCAAAAAGAUACCAACCAACCAAAGCAGGGAGCCACCUGGAUAGCUGUGCUUCUCAUGGAGAAACCUGGUUUUGGGAUAAAUAGAUUUGCUUUUCCUAGGUUCCCCCCCCCCAUUUCCACCUGCUGACGCUUCCAGCGUGGCUGUGGCUGUGAGAGGUGCCCAGGGGCUGCUCUGCGCCUUGUCCUGCCCCUCAGCUGCAGGGAAUUAACUGCAUGUGCUAAGGAUAGAAAAGAAAAAAUGUUUAGCUGCAAUCUGGGGGAGGGAGGGGGUGCUCCCCUAAAAAUAAUGGGCUAGAAGAGAAGAACACCUGAAGAGUGGAGCCAGGGGUGCAGGCCGAGGGGUGCCCCUCACCCCCGGCAGGUUUUUGGGGCACAGAUUUCUUUGGCUGACACCCGAAUUCAUUUUUAGCAGUUCUGCAACACUGUUCCUUUGGCCUGAGAGGCCCAUUCUUUAAAUCACGGCAUCACCCUUUAUUUAAUAAUUAGACUCCCAGAGCCCAACCACAGGAGGGAGCGGUGUCCAGUUCCCUGGAGGGAAAACCAGUGGGGCCGCACUGGGACCAGUUCGCUUUAGCUGCCAGCCCCAGCCUCAGCACUCGAGCCCAGGGCUCCCGGUUUCUAAACCCCUCGGGUGCCAAUAAAACAGUGGUUUAACUGGAAACCUUUUGCUGAGCAGUGACCUAAGGUCAUACCCUUGAAGAGCUGAUACUCGGUGCUGGCAAUAACAGAAAGGCGACUUUAAAUACAUAUCUAUAUAUAUAUAUAAUUGUAAUUAUGAGCUGCAACGAGGUCAGAUUUAUUUUUACAGUAUUACAUUAUUUUUUCUGUAUGUCACUUACGAACCCGAUAUGAAUCUGUAAGCACUUUGUUACUCUUUAUACAAGCCAAAUUUAAUAAAGAUUUUUUUUUUCUCCA
Molecule: messenger RNA, 5022 nt
Organism: Calidris pugnax (ruff)
Lineage: Eukaryota; Metazoa; Chordata; Aves; Charadriiformes; Scolopacidae
Gene: JAK1
Product: Janus kinase 1
Exons: 24
Coding region: 75-3536 (1153 amino acids)
Biological process (GO): tyrosine phosphorylation of STAT protein; intracellular signal transduction; cytokine-mediated signaling pathway
Cellular component (GO): membrane; cytoskeleton; cytosol
Molecular function (GO): cytokine receptor binding; non-membrane spanning protein tyrosine kinase activity; ATP binding
Source: RefSeq, a predicted model, not a curated record